AUGAAAUUGAUGAGUGAGUUUCUUUGGUCCAUAUCUCGAGAACUAAUAAUUAUUUCAAAAUUUGAUCAACUAGAUUGUUGUAGGAAAUUUUAUGCUGAUCAACCUUGUAGUUAACCAUUUAGUCUUAGAACGCUUCAUUUUGAAGUUACAAGCCAAUUUCCAAACAGUACCCAUCUAUCGUAACCUCACUCCCACGCCGUUUCGCGUAGGCUGUACACAGGCACACACAUAGUAUACAAAAACCUCAAAAACUAUGUCAUAAAACCUCCAACCUUUUUCCUUUUUCUCACCUCUUUUUCAUGCAAAUGUCCCGCUUCGCACGCUUCAAAGCCUUCUUCUCGGUACCGUCCAACUUUUUCCCUCACUCCUUCUUCCUUUCUUUCUUCCUUUCUACUCGCGUGGGUGGGCCCGACAGUUUAUUAUCAGUUGUGAGGCAAAACGGUAAUAAUUAUUGUGCGUUUCUAGAUUCCCUUUUCAAAUCGUUUCUACCGUUUACGACCCCCGUGGGCCGCCCGCAACAGUCACUCAAAUAGACUGCCUUUACUGAAAAAUGUAACGCUAUAAUUAUCAUGUCAGAGUUUUUGAGUUUUACUUGAGAGAAUUAUAGGUUCGGAGGUUUGAUUCUGAAGAGAAAUGGCCUCAAACUUUGACGAUUGUUUAUACAUUUUAAUCGUACACAAACUGAUACAUCUGGCAACUUUGAAAUUUCUAAACAGUUUCAGAAGUUCCCCCACUUUCUUCUUAUAAUAAUUUUGUGGUAAGCUCAUUAAAAAUUGUGAAGAGAACACCGUCUAAUCGGAUUCUCGUCUACAAACUUUCCGUGAUUAAAAGUGUCCCGCCCCGCUUCACUUUCACCCCCAUUUGAGUUGGAUUCAGCAGUUCCAUGUCACAUCGUGUUAGGCGAUUAAAAAAAAUCCAACAUGGUUUUUUUGAUGGCAUCAGCAGUUUUUUGCGUGCUAGUGAGCGAUACGGAAAUGUUCGUUUCAGAUGCUCUGGUGAUGCGCCACAUCCUUUUUCUCACUUUUCUUCUCGGCAUACCGUACUCCUGUCAGGCCGGAUGCUAUCAGCGAAGGUUGUGCUGUGCGGGAAGGAAUAAUACUUGUAAGGUGAGUGCGCGCUUUGGAAUACGUCUGGAAAGUGACGUAGCUGCACUGAAAUUGAAAUUUCGUGAUUCAUAUCAGAAUCGCCCGAAUUAGAAUUAAAAAUUUAAGAACUUGAACCCAAUACACUUCAAUUCAAGUCCAAGAAACCUGCAAAAUUUCGGUGCGAUCAGAUUAUUCCAAGUGUUGCAAAAGUCUAAGCCCAGGCUCGAAAAUCCCGAACCUGGUUUCGAUUUUAGCUGGCACCAUCUUGACCCGGAAAACCAGAUCAUCUUGAACUAUUCCUUCAUUUUCAGGGAGUCGACGACGGAAUCGGUCACUUGCCGACCGUCGCCACUUUCCACAACGAAGAGACGCAGACACUCCAUCAAAGGCCCAAAGAGUACUACGUGCCGCACUACGAGUCAUCGGGCGACGGCUAUGAUUUCGUGUUUCCUGAUGUGAGUACCCUUGAUCUUUCGUCGUCUGAAUCCAUCCUCAGGUGUACGACGAUGACGACGAGAAAAUCGGCAAGUUGGUCCUGCCCGACAUUAUCGAGAUGGACGGCUCGGGCGCCGAUAAAGUGUACGAGCGGUACGGUAUCGGCUCGGGAGACGGCGACGGGGAGCAGCGGUCGAUUCCACUGACGACCGUGGCUUCGAACAUCAAGAGUUUGAUUUUCGGACGGGAACGAGAUCAGAAGACGGCUCCAGAAGACAUCACGCGGUAUAGCGAGAAGCCUAGACAUCUUUUAAUACGGUUUGCGUUUUAUCUUCUGUUUCCUAACUCUCUUUUUAGCAUUUUAUGGACCUUAAAGUAGGUAAAAGAACGUUUGUGUCGUUUGAAGUGAGCUCUAACUUUGUCUACGUCCUGUCCCAUCAAAUCAACAGAUUCCCUUUCAAAUUCUACUCUUCAGAUACUCGAUUCUUUCCAAGUACAUGCCACUAAAAGUGACGUCUUCUCCGUUGCUCUACGAGGAGAAUCGUGUACAGCCAGCCGCCAAUUUGUACUUUUUGGAGAGCGGAGCCAACGAGUGCUAUUGCGAUGAGCAUUGCGUGACUCUCGGCGACUGCUGCUCCGAUUACACGUUCGUCUGUCCGCGUAAGUUGUUGUACUGUGCGAUAGAGGGCAGUAUCAAUUUGCAGCAAGAGACUGCGUCGUCACCGAUUGGGACGAGUGGAGCGAAUGUGCCGCCGACAAUGGAACUUGCGGAAUCGGAGUUCAGAAGCGUCUUCGCCACGUGGUCGAGCACGCGGAAAGGGGCGGAGCCGUGUGUCCGCCGCUCAAAGAAAUGCGCACGUGUUUCGUCGAUUGUAGGCCCAAAAAAUCGUUGUUCGACGGUACGCCAUUCUUUUUUUCACGAAAGUUUUGCUUUUUUCUAUAGAUAUCACAACGGUGGCUCUGAUUCUCGACUACAAGUACAAUCAGACGAGGACAAAAGUGGGAAGGAACAAUAUUUAUUGGGAUUUGCCCACCGUCGCGGAGAAAGUUCGCACCGCAUCCCAGUACGUUUAUUCUCAUCUUCAUUUGAUUUCUCACUUUUCCCAGUUACUGCGUCCAUUACUCGAUCGACUGGGUGAAUCGCAACUGCGUUUCGCGUCUUCUGAACAAAGGACUCACGGAAGGAAGUGUGAUGUGCGCCGAGUGUCAGCCAGAAGCCACGUAUCACAGGAACAACGGACGGUGCGCGUCCGACUUGGAGGAUGGCGAUCAGGGAUUCUGGAAGCUGAUCGGUCCGCAGUCGUGUAACGGCAUUUGGACGAGAAUCAAUCGGACCGAUCAUUGCCAGUGCCAGAGACAGUAUCCGGAGGAUUAUCCGUUUUUGUUAGUUUAA
Molecule: messenger RNA, 2913 nt
Organism: Caenorhabditis sp. 36 PRJEB53466
Lineage: Eukaryota; Metazoa; Nematoda; Chromadorea; Rhabditida; Rhabditidae
Source: the annotation of a GenBank genome assembly